GGGAGCGGAGCGGGGGAGGGGCCUGCGCGCCCGCCCCGCGCCCUCUGUCCCCGCGCCGGCCUCCGCGCCCUCGCGCGCCGCAGCAUCCCGCGCCGCCAGGCCGCCCACGGCCCCCUCCCCGAGCUCUUGGCCUCCGCCGCCGCCGCCGCCGCCAUUCCUGGCGCGGUGCUCGCCAGGCCGGGCCCCGCCGAGAGCCGCCGCGGGCAGAACGCGCGCUCCAGACUCCACUAGUACCAGGCAGUACUGGGAAGAAGCCGAGUCUCGCUUGCUGAAAUGUUCUGUGACGCUGGUUAUUAGAGCAGAGGUUUCUGAGUACUCCUUUCUAGAAGUGGGAAGUCUCCAGAGGCACGAGAUCCAGCCUUCCUUCCAGAGUCUGCGAGGAAGCGCCGGGCCCUGAUGCCGAGGUGGUGAGAGGCCCUCUGCCUGCCGCCAGCAGGGAGAUGUGGCCUCUUGGGCGCCCCUCUGCCCCCUGGCUCCGGGCCGUGCUGCUGGCCGUGGCCCUGGGGCUCUGAGCAGUGUCCAGUGGACGCCCCCUCCCGCAGCCUCCUGCUGCCCAUGCCCCUUGGCUGCUGAAGGCCCACGGCCCCCAGGAUGCACGCCCCCGCCGGGGGGCUGCUUGCGGCCCUGGCACUGGUGUUUGGGACGGCGGCGGCCUUCGCACCCAUGCCCCGGAUCACCUGGGAGCACAGAGAGGUGGGUCUGGUGCAGUUUCGGGAGCCAGGCAUCUACAACUACUCGGCCCUGCUGAUGAGCGAGGAUGGGGACACCCUGUACGUGGGCGCGCGGGAAGCCGUCUUUGCACUGGAGGCGUCGGACAUCUCCAGGAAGCAGCGGGAGGUGUACUGGAAGGUCUCAGAAGACAAGAAAGCAAAAUGUGCAGAGAAGGGGAAGUCCAAGCAGACAGAAUGUCUCAACUACAUCCGGGUGCUGCAGCCGCUCAGCGCCACCACCCUGUACGUGUGUGGGACCAACGCGUUCCAGCCCACCUGUGACCACCUGGACUUAGCAUCCUUUAAGUUUCUGGGGAAAAACGAAGAUGGCAAAGGAAGGUGUCCCUUUGACCCAGCACACAGCUACACGUCCGUCAUGGUCGAUGGAGAGCUUUAUUCUGGGACGUCGUAUAAUUUUUUGGGAAGUGAGCCCAUCAUCUCCCGAAACUCUUCCCACAGUCCUCUGAGAACCGAGUACGCCAUCCCUUGGCUCAACGAGCCCAGCUUCGUGUUUGCCGACGUGAUCCGGAGGAGCCCCAGCGAGGGCGAGGACGACAGGGUCUACUUCUUCUUCACGGAGGCGUCUGUGGAGUACGAGUUUGUCUUCAAGCUGAUGAUCCCACGCGUCGCGAGGGUGUGCAGGGGGGACCAGGGCGGCCUGAGGACCUUGCAGAAGAAGUGGACCUCCUUCCUGAAGGCCAGGCUGAUCUGCUCCCGGCCGGACAGCGGCCUGGUGUUCAACGUGCUGCAGGACGUGUUCGUGCUGCGGGCCGCGGGCCUGAAGGAGCCCGUGUUCUACGCCCUCUUCACCCCGCAGCUGAACAACGUGGGGCUGUCGGCCGUGUGCGCCUACAACCUGUCCACGGUGGAGGCUGUCUUCUCCCGCGGGAAGUACAUGCAGAGCGCCACGGUGGAGCAGUCCCACACCAAGUGGGUGCGCUACAACGGCCCCGUGCCCAGCCCGCGGCCCGGAGCGUGCAUUGACAGAGAGGCACGGGCCGCCAACUACACCAGCUCUCUGAAUUUACCAGACAAGACGCUGCAGUUCGUCAAGGACCACCCUUUGAUGGACGACUCCGUAUCCCCAAUAGACAACCGACCCAAGUUGAUCAAACAGAAUGUGAACUACACUCAGAUUGUGGUGGACAGGACACAGGCCCUGGAUGGGACCACCUAUGACGUCAUGUUUGUCAGCACAGACCGGGGUGCCCUGCACAAAGCCGUGAGCCUAGAGAGUGAGGUGCACAUCAUUGAGGAGACCCAGCUCUUCCCGGACUCCGAGCCCGUCCAGACUCUGCUACUGUCUUCCAAGAAGGGCAGAAGGUUUGUCUACGCGGGCGCCAACUCGGGCGUGGUCCAGGCUUCCCUGGCCUUCUGUGAAAAGCACAGCAGCUGCGAGGACUGCGUGCUGGCGCGGGACCCCUACUGUGCCUGGAGCCCACCAGCGGCCGCCUGCAUGGCCCUGCACCAGGCCGAGGGCCCCCACAGGGGCUGGAUUCAGGAGAUGAGUGGCGACGCCUCCCUGUGUCCCGAUAAAGUUAAAGAAAGUUACCGGCAGCAUUUUUUCAAGCAUGGUGGCACAGCGGAACUCAGAUGCGCCCUAAAGUCCAACCUGGCCCGGGUGGUGUGGAAGUUCCAGAACAGCGUGUUGAAGGCUGAGAGCCCCAAGUAUGGUCUCAUGGGCAGGAAAAACCUGCUCAUCUUCAACCUGUCAGAAGGAGACAGUGGGGUAUAUCAGUGCCUGUCAGAAGAGAGGGUCAGGAACAAGACAGUCUCCCAGGUGGUGGCCAAGCACGUCCUGGAGGUGAAGGUGGUUCCACGGACCCCAGCCGCUCCCACCUUGCAGACCACCCAGACAGAAGGUAGUAGGAUCUCCCCCAAAGUGUCAGUGGCAUCCACCCCAGGGUCUGCUCCUCCCACCCCAGCUGUCCGGGCCACCUCGCCCGGGGCCGUCACCCCACCUCCCAAGCCUGCACCCACCAGCACAUCCUGUGAGCCAAAGAUUGUCAUCAACACUGUCCCCCAGCUCCACUCGGAGAAGACCAUGUAUCUCAAGUCCAGCGACAACCGCCUCCUCAUGUCCCUCUUCCUCUUCAUCUUUGUCCUCUUCCUCUGCCUCGUUUCCUACAACUGCUACCAGGGCUACCUGCCCGGACAGUGCUUGAAGUUCCGCUCAGCCCUGCUCCUUGGGAAGAAGAAACCCAAGUCAGAAUUUUCCGACCUGGAGCAGAGUGUGAAGGAGACGUUGGUAGAGCCAGGGAGCUUCUCCCAGCAGAACGGAGAGCAGCCCAAGCCAGCCCUGGACACUGGCUACGAGACGGAGCAGGACACCAUCACCAGCAAGGUCCCCACCGACAGGGAGGACUCGCAGAAGAUCGACGAACUCUCUGCCAGGGACAAACCGUUUGACGUCAAGUGUGAGCUGAAGUUCGCUGACUCGGACGCAGACGGAGACUGAGGCCGGCCGUGUCCCCGCUGAUGUCUCGAGUCCCCACGUGGAGAGUCUUGUGUUUAACCCGUUCAGUAGCUGAGUCUUGUCAUCGUGCAGCGAACCUCAGUCCUCUGUUUUCUCUUGGGUUGAGUCUGUGACUUGUUUCUUUGUUCUCUUGGAAAACAACAAGUGUCACGUCCCGGUCUGAGUCCCGCAGUUGCCUGGAGCUUUAAGAUGUCCCUGUGGGCGGCACCGAUUCACCUGAGCCCUGAGUGCCGUGGGAGAGAGAUGGCUGGGCUGGACUGUGUCGGCUGAGCAGAGCGUCCCCUCCGCGUCCCCUCCUUGUAGCAGCCACAAAAGAUAAUUUAAUUCCAGAUUGGAAAUGACGUUUUAGUUUAUCAGAUUGGUAACUUAUCGCCUGUUGUCCAGAUUGGCACGAACCUUUUCUUCCAUUUAUUUUUUAGAAUUUUUGCUUUGAUUGUAUUAAUGUCUUAGGUCUUUUUUUAAAUUACUGAAGCAGAUGUUUUAAUAUUUAGAAGAUGUGCAUCUUCCAGAUUUUGUUAUAUAUUGGGAUAAAAUAUGGCUUACGUUGCUUAAGAUUCUCAGGGAUAGACUUACUUUUGCUAAAUGCAUUCUUUCUGUUUUUAGAAAUGUAGACCUAAAACCAUCACUUGAACACACUUUUUUUUUACUUUAUUCUUUGAGGGAGGCAUUACUUUCAGAGAGAUUGUUUCUGUACCUUUUUUUUUUCCUUCACUCUUGAAGAGGAGGACUGUCCCACAUCCAUGAGGCAGGAUUGAGUGAGGGAAGGUGGCUCGAUGGCUCCUGGCAGUGACCGGGCUGGCCCAUGAGGGAAAGAGCAUUUUACAACCCGAUGCCCAGGGCUGCCGAUCGAGCCCUCCUGUCUGGACGAAUGGCACCUUCACAAGAACGUCUUCGGUUCUCUGAUCACCUCCUGUCUCUUUUUGCCUCCAUCUCACCCCCACUGCCCUGCCCAGGCUUCCCACCGGCCUAACAGAGCUGCCACCCCUGGAACAGAGGCGGGCUGUGAUCCCAGCCACUGGCGCACAUGGCCGCCACUCCAGACCGGCUUCUGCCACUGUGUAAAGAUGUGAAUGGGCGGUACGAUCUCAGCGUUCAUUUCUUACACUCCACCUCCCUGCUUUGUAAAUACCCAUUAAGAAGAGGCUUUUUUUUUUCCAUGGCAAAGAGCAAUAAACUCUGGAUUUGUGUUGUGCCUGUGUGGACAGUCUCAUCUUCCAGCAUGCUAUGAUUUGACCAUUUGGUGUAAACAUUUGUGUUUUAUAAAAUUUACUUUGUUUUUAUUUUUCUACUUUCAACUGUAUACAUUUGGAAAAUAACCGAAUAAAUGAGAAGCUUCUAUCAUUGA
Messenger RNA from Sciurus carolinensis (gray squirrel), 4531 nucleotides. RefSeq names its product semaphorin 4D (gene Sema4d). The coding region runs from base 592 to 3168 and encodes 858 amino acids. Gene Ontology annotation, molecular function: chemorepellent activity; semaphorin receptor binding. Gene Ontology annotation, biological process: semaphorin-plexin signaling pathway; negative chemotaxis; axon guidance. The transcript has 17 exons. The record is from RefSeq and is a predicted model, not a curated record. NCBI's taxonomy places the organism in Eukaryota, Metazoa, Chordata, Mammalia, Rodentia, Sciuridae.